AUGCGGUACAAGGAGACCAUGCCUCGGAAGCCCCCAGAGCUUCCGGCCAACUUCUUCUUUUCCAAGAGAUGCGAACAGGAGCUCAUGGAGCUGACAGGCCAGACCGGCCCAACUCUGCCUGAGAUAGACAUUCUGCACCCUGCGGCUUGCCCCUGGCUGAAGGAGGUUUUGCGGGACCUGCGCAGCGAAGAUGAAGAAAUCAGAAUGUGCGGCAUCUUCCGGAUCCAGGGGGUGCUCGUGCAUGGCCCUGUUUCGGACGGGAAGACGGACGCCUGGGCCAAGUAUGCGACCUACGUGCUGAGCCAGAGUGUCGUCAUCCAGGAGCUGGUGAGAGGCUUGAGAGACUUUGGGGUCUCUAAGAGGUGCUACCUCGUCUGCAAGGAUGACCCGCGCGGCGGCGCGCGCAUAGGGACGGUGCGGACGUACUCCAACGUCCUGGACACGAUCGCCGUGGACGCGCGCGCGGCGCGCUUCGCGCUGAGCCACUUCCCGGACUUCGUGGACGUCCAGCUGGGGAACUACUACGCGUCCAGGUUCCCGCGCGCGUACCGCCGCGCGCGCGAGCGGUGCACCAUCGAGUUCGAGACCAAGAUGUUCCUGACGAGUUCCCUGUGCAACCUGUGCGCGGCCACGAAGCAGGGCCGGGAGCGACUGCAGAGCGAGACCGUGUUUCUCAACUCGAUCCUGGAGGACGCUCUGGAGGCGUCCGAAAAAGCGAAGCCGUCCGAUCUCGCGGUCGGCAUCGUGAAGCGCAUCACGCAGUUCCGCAGCCCGCUGGAAACGGAAGAGACCGUCGCGAUAGCGGUCAAGGUCGCGGGCAACGCCCUGGAGAGCUCCGGCAGCGCGGCCGGCAUCGAAAGCGCCCUCGAUCUAGUUAUGCGAAUGAUUGAUGAGGAUGCUGCCAGAAUGGCCCCGCUGCUGCAACGGCGCAAGUCGAUCUCUGACUCCCUCUUGGCUCUCGAGCUCUCCAGCUGCCCGGACGAAGGGAUGAAAGGGAAGGGGUUCGAGAUCCUGCUCUCGGCGAACGCCAAACUGCAGGAACUAGAUCGAAGGAGCUUCCAGGUGGGGUACCUCAGGCUGCCGUCCGAUAGAGAGAUGAAAGCGAUCCAGGAGCUAGCGGCCAAGGACCAUAACGUCGCGCGGCGGAAGAAGCAACUGGACGCCAUUUUCAGUCCGAAAGCGUCGCCGGGCGGAGAGGACCACCGGUCGCGCGAUCCCGCGGGAAAGCUCACUCCGAUGGCCGGCCCGCGCAAGCAGUGCGCCAGGUCCGACUGCCUCAGAGUCGAGGCCACGGCGCGGGAGUUCAAGGUCUGCGCCCAAUGCAAGCUCGUGGUCUAUUGCUCCGCAGAGUGCCAGAAGUCUGCCUGGAAGGAGGGGCACAAGCAGGAGUGCGUGCGGAAGCCGAGUCGAAACCAGGGCAUGUAG
Molecule: messenger RNA, 1425 nt
Organism: Klebsormidium nitens
Lineage: Eukaryota; Viridiplantae; Streptophyta; Klebsormidiophyceae; Klebsormidiales; Klebsormidiaceae
Source: the annotation of a GenBank genome assembly